Messenger RNA from Lipotes vexillifer (Yangtze River dolphin), 1927 nucleotides. Its product is annotated as yorkie homolog. The transcript has a single exon. Bases 1 to 1470 code for a protein of 489 amino acids. NCBI's taxonomy places the organism in Eukaryota, Metazoa, Chordata, Mammalia, Artiodactyla, Lipotidae. Gene Ontology annotation, molecular function: protein binding; transcription coactivator activity. Gene Ontology annotation, biological process: positive regulation of transcription by RNA polymerase II; hippo signaling. Gene Ontology annotation, cellular component: nucleus; cytoplasm. The record is from RefSeq and is a predicted model, not a curated record.
AUGGAUCCCGGGCAGCAGCAGCCGCCGCCUCAGCCAGCCCCCCAGGGCCAAGGGCAGCCGCCCGCGCAGCCCCCCCAGGGGCAGGGCCCGUCGUCCGGGCCCGGGCAGCCGGCACCCCCGGGGUCCCAGGCGGCACCGCAGGCCCCCCCCGCCGGGCACCAGAUCGUGCACGUCCGGGGGGACUCGGAGACCGACCUGGAGGCGCUUUUCAACGCCGUCAUGAACCCCAAGACGGCCAACGUGCCCCAGACUGUGCCCAUGAGGCUCCGGAAGCUGCCUGACUCCUUCUUCAAGCCUCCAGAGCCCAAGCCCCACUCCCGACAGGCCAGUACUGAUGCAGGCACUGCAGGGGCCCUGACUCCACAGCAUGUUCGAGCUCACUCCUCUCCAGCUUCCCUGCAGCUGGGAGCCGUAUCUCCUGGGACACUGACACCCACGGGAGUAGUCUCUGGCCCAGCAGCUACACCCACUGCUCAACACCUUAGACAGUCUUCUUUUGAGAUACCUGAUGACGUACCUCUGCCAGCGGGCUGGGAGAUGGCAAAGACAUCUUCUGGUCAGAGAUACUUCUUAAAUCACAUAGAUCAAACAACAACAUGGCAGGACCCCAGGAAGGCCAUGCUCUCCCAGAUGAACGUUACAUCCCCUACCAGUCCACCAGUGCAGCAGAACAUGAUGAAUUCAGCCUCAGGUCCUCUUCCUGAUGGAUGGGAACAAGCCAUGACUCAGGAUGGAGAAAUAUACUAUAUAAACCAUAAGAACAAGACCACCUCUUGGCUAGACCCCAGGCUUGACCCUCGUUUUGCCAUGAACCAGAGAAUCAGUCAGAGUGCUCCAGUGAAACAGCCACCACCCCUGGCCCCCCAGAGCCCUCAGGGAGGAGUCAUGGGUGGUGGCAAUUCCAACCAGCAGCAACAGAUGCGGCUGCAGCAGUUGCAGAUGGAGAAAGAGAGACUGCGACUGAAGCAGCAAGAACUGCUUCGGCAGGAAUUAGCUCUCCGUAGCCAGUUACCAACACUGGAGCAGGAUGGUGGGACUCAAAAUCCAGUAUCUUCUCCUGGGAUGUCUCAGGAAUUGAGAACAAUGACGACCAAUAGCUCAGAUCCCUUUCUUAACAGUGGCACCUAUCACUCUCGAGAUGAGAGCACAGACAGCGGACUAAGCAUGAGCAGCUACAGUGUCCCUCGGACCCCAGACGACUUCUUGAACAGUGUUGAUGAAAUGGAUACAGGUGACACUAUCAACCAAAGCACCCUACCCUCACAGCAGAACCGUUUCCCAGACUAUCUUGAAGCCAUUCCUGGGACAAAUGUGGACCUUGGAACACUGGAAGGAGAUGGAAUGAACAUAGAAGGAGAGGAGUUGAUGCCAAGUCUACAAGAAGCUUUGAGUUCUGACAUCCUUAAUGACAUGGAGUCUGUUUUGGCCGCCACCAAGCUAGAUAAAGAAAGCUUUCUUACAUGGUUAUAGAGCCCUCAGGUAGACUGAAUUCUAAAUCUGUGAAGGAUCUAAGGAGAUAUACCUGAAAUUUCCAAAUAAGCCGGUUGUGAUCUUCUGGCUAAUACAGAAAAAGAUGAACAAACGUCCAGCAAGAUUCUUUCAUCCACUAUUUUGCUCUUCCUUGUCCAUUGCUGCUGUUAAUAUAUUGCUGACCUCUUCCAUGUUUGGCUCUAAAGAAUCAAAAAAAAACUUUUUUUGUUUCUUUUGCUAUUAUAACUACUGUUUGUUUUGGGGGCUGGGGGAAGUGAGCCUGUUUGGAUGAUGGAUGCCAUUCCUUUUGCCCAGUUAGACGUUCACCAGUCAUUUUAACUAAAUAUUCAGACUUGGAAGUCAAAUGCUUCACGUCACAGCAUUUAGUUUGUUCAAACAAUUGUUUCUUCAGCUGCCUUUGGCCAGUGAAAAAACAUGACUUACUGGUCUGACAAGC